AUGCCACUCCGUCAUGCCCCCCCAUCCGAUCCGCCCGGGUCCACAUUCGGGAGCUACCCCGACUUUCAGGGCAAGCUACCCGACUACACUGGUGGCUCGGAGCCGCUGGGCACCGUUCACCCCAAUCAGGAGAAGCUCAUAUCCCAGAUCUCGUCCUUCCUCUCCGAGGUCGAGAACCUAACCCCAGGCAAGUCCCUCGAGGACCACCUAAACAAGUCCUACGGCCCAGGCACCCCGCACUACGACGCCCUCGCGGGCCUGAUCAAGUCCGGCCUGGACGAAGGCUGGGUCGCCAACAUCCCCAUCGACGGCUCCCGCUACCGCCGCUCGCGCGUGUCCCCGCCGACCGAGGCCACGCGCUUCUGCUCCGUCACGACCGUCUACAUGGCCACCGUGGGCGGCGAGGAGGACUUCAAGGGCCAGUACCACGCGCACCCGUACGGCGAGAUCAACUGCGUCGUGCCCAUCGACGAGGGCGCCGAGCUGAGGGGGCUGAACGGGUGGAUGGGCAAGGGGUGGACGAGCCCGCACCCCGGGAGCCAUCAUUAUCCCCAGUGUCGCAGGGGCGGCGUCGUGGCUUUGUUCUUCUUGCCGGCUGGCAGGAUCAGCUACGACGCCAAGCCUGAGGAUGCGAUGCCUCCUGGCGCUUGA
Diaporthe citri is the source of this 651-nucleotide messenger RNA. RefSeq lists its product as uncharacterized. The record is from RefSeq and is a predicted model, not a curated record. The coding region runs from base 1 to 651 and encodes 216 amino acids. Lineage: Eukaryota; Fungi; Ascomycota; Sordariomycetes; Diaporthales; Diaporthaceae. The transcript has 4 exons.